Messenger RNA from Zootermopsis nevadensis, 504 nucleotides. The record is from RefSeq and is a predicted model, not a curated record. Lineage: Eukaryota; Metazoa; Arthropoda; Insecta; Blattodea; Termopsidae.
AUGUCUUGUUCAGUGAAGAUUGUCACUUUUGAUGUUCCAGAUAUGUCACGAGCAACAAAAAGGAAGCAUGUAAUCAAGGAGGUGCUUCUGGAUAACUUGGAAUUACCAACAGAGAAUCAAGAGGUAGUUCGUGUGCUUGCCAGCAGGGGAAAUAAUCUCCAUAUGGUUGAAGAGGCUACAGGAUCACAGUUCCUUGUGUCAAUGCCAACCAAAUUCCGCCACAAUGUCUGGAUUAAACGUGGUGACUUUGUAUUGGUAGAGCCAAUUGUCGAAGGAGAUAAGGUCAAAGCUGAAAUAGUUAGCAUCCUUACAGCAGAACAUGUGAAGUUCUUCCAGGAAAACAACCAAUGGCCAGAACAGUUUCUUGAGAGAAAGGACAAUGAAGAGAAGGAUGAUUUGUUUGUUAAUACAAACAGGAUGCAGCAGUAUCGUACUGCUAGCACCAGUAGCAGUGAUAGUAGUGAAAAUUGUUGCGAUGAUGACACAGAUACACAAGACACUUAA